Messenger RNA from Dermatophagoides farinae (American house dust mite), 1874 nucleotides. It is a transcript of the gene Coq6, whose product is annotated as ubiquinone biosynthesis protein COQ6, mitochondrial. Gene Ontology annotation, molecular function: FAD binding; oxidoreductase activity, acting on paired donors, with incorporation or reduction of molecular oxygen. Gene Ontology annotation, cellular component: mitochondrion. Lineage: Eukaryota; Metazoa; Arthropoda; Arachnida; Sarcoptiformes; Pyroglyphidae. The record is from RefSeq and is a predicted model, not a curated record. Gene Ontology annotation, biological process: ubiquinone biosynthetic process.
GUGUGUGUUUGCAGUGAAAAAAGCAGCUGUCAAUCUGAAUUUCAAUCUGUUGCUAUAUUUUGAUUGAAAAUUCAUAUUCAAUAUUUUAAAUCUUGGUUAUUAUUAUUAUCACGCAUCUACUAUUGUACGGCAGGUAUUACACCAAAAUAUUCAAAGCCAACAUGUUCAAGAAAAUAUUCUUAUCUGAUAUUGGCUUCAUCAAUUCGGUUUCGAAAUCAUGGCCUGUCCGUCAAUCAAAAUAUUGUUGUUCACAUCCCCAACAUCAUAGAUGGUUGUCUAAUCAGGCUGUCAAUCAAGAAAAUUCAAUCAUUCAAGAUGAUGCUUAUGAUAUUGUCAUUAACGGUGGUGGAAUCGUCGGAUUUUCAAUGUUUGCCGCAAUCAAAUCUUCACCAUUUUUGUCAGCUAAACGUGUUUUAUUGAUCGAACAACAAUCACCGCCUCAGCCAUCUACCUCAGUGAUGCCAGAAGCUCGUAAAUUCAGCAAUCGUGUAUCUGCCAUAACUCUUUCAUCUAAAGAAUUUUUUGAACAACUAAAGAUUUGGGAUUCUUUAUCGCCUUAUGCUAAAUCGAUUCAAGGGAUGUAUGUAUGGUCUGAACAUUAUCAAAAUGGUAUCAAUUUCGGCCACGACUCUCUUUAUGAAAAUGCAAUGUGUUAUAUUUUAGAAAAUAAUCGUAUACUUCAAGCACUACAUGAUCUUAUUCAAUCGAAUCCGAAUUCAUUGCAGCAUAUAUCUUACAAAACAUCUGUAGUCGAUAUAAACCAAGAUGUUGAUGUACGCGAUUCGCAAGCGACAACUAUUAAAUUGAAGAUUGUCGACAUGGAAGAUACUCAACAACAGCAAAAAUCUAUUCAAACCAGACUGUUGAUUGGUUGUGAUGGAUACAAAUCGAUUGUACGUUCAAAAUCGACAUUGCCGUAUUUUGAGGCUGAUUUAAACCAAAUGGGCAUAGUAGGAACUCUGGAAGUUGAAACACUUAACAACGAUAAUCAUAUAGCAUUUCAACGAUUCGUUAAUGAUCAAUUAGUAAUUGCAUUACUGCCACUCGAUAAAUGUCAUUCAUCGUUGGUAUUGUCAGUGCCUAAGCAAUCCUUACAGGAAUGGAUGAAACUAUCCGAUCAAGAAUUCAUUUCUCGACUUAACAAUGAAUUAAUCCGUGAGCCGAAAAUACAAAGUCCGUUAGAUAAGCUGGCAUCCACAUUUAAUAUCCGUCAAUUCAAAUAUGAUAACGCUCAGAUACGAUCACCCGCAACAAUUCGAUCGAUAGUUACUGGGUCAAGAGCUGCAUUUCCACUGGGAUUCGGUACUACCAUACCUUUUAUGGUCGGUACAAUCCAGGCAAAAGUUCCCUUGUUACAAGCAUUGAUCAACAAAGAUAAACGAGUCAAUACAGCGAUCAUCGGUGAUGCAGCACAUCGUGUUCAUCCACUAGCUGGCCAAGGUCUCAAUCUUGGUCUUGGCGAUGCUAGUACUUUGUUUUCCUGUUUAGAUUCAAAAUUAUCAGCCGGUUAUGAACUUUUUGCAUCAAGAUCAGAUUCCCAUGAAGCUCUCAGUCAAGCUUUAUAUGAUUUUGAAAGGUGUCGUGUAUUAAAAUUGAUACCGAUGAUGACUGCCAUUCAUUCGAUGCAAACUUUAUUCCAUUUCACACCAUCGGUAUUAUUGCCAAUAGUGAAUCAAAUGGAUAUGGCCAAAAAACUUAUCGUAUCGUUUGCUAAUUCCCGAUGAAAUCGAAUCUUGUUUUUGUUUGCUAUUAACUUUUAUAAUUAUAAUUUACCUGUAAAUUUUUUUCUUAAACUCAUUUCAAUCAAUGGUCAUUGUAGUUUGUCCUCAAUUCAAUUGGUUUUUUUUCUAAUAAAUGAUUUCAAGUCAAAAAUA